Carya illinoinensis is the source of this 1304-nucleotide messenger RNA. RefSeq names its product 28 kDa ribonucleoprotein, chloroplastic-like. The record is from RefSeq and is a predicted model, not a curated record. The coding region runs from base 168 to 1100 and encodes 310 amino acids. The transcript is spliced from 4 exons. Gene Ontology annotation, molecular function: mRNA binding. Gene Ontology annotation, cellular component: cytosol. Lineage: Eukaryota; Viridiplantae; Streptophyta; Magnoliopsida; Fagales; Juglandaceae.
CUUCUGCAAAUCCGAGGCAAAAGUUUGGAGUCUUUGGACUAUCCUGAGGUGAAUGGGACAUCGUCCCCCGAGCAAGUCUUUCCCUCUCCUUUCUCCCGACCCCUUAUCCUCUCUCUCCCUCUUCCUCUCCCUCUCCUGUAUCCAUCCCGCUCUUUAAAGGUAUCGCAAUGGCUGAAAGUUGUUUAAUUUCUACACCAACACUAUUUACCACCAAAAACCAAUACCCAUUUCUCUCACUUCCCUCAAAACCCAUCAAGCUCUCACACCUGUCAUUCUUAUCUUCAUGUCCGUCUUUCCAUUCAUGGGUCUCCCUCAAGCACAAGUCUUCAACCUUCCGUGUAGUCCCGCUAGUGGCUCAGACCUCAGAUUGGGCUCAACAAGAGGAAGAAGAGGAAGGAGAAGAGAGCUCGAGUUGGAAGAGCCAACUGUUGGAGGGAACCUUGGCUACUUCUGCUUCUGAUGGUUGGGAAGGUGAGGUUGGGGGUGGAGAAGAGAGCUCUGGAGAAGGGGUUUUGGAAGAGAGGGAAGAAUUUUAUCCUGAGCCACCUGAAGAGGCGAAACUCUUUGUGGGUAAUUUGCCCUAUGAUAUUGAUAGUGAGAAACUGGCUGAGGUCUUUAAUCAAGCUGGGAUUGUUGAGAUUUCUGAGGUAAUUUACAAUAGGGAAACGGAUCGGAGUAGAGGGUUCGGGUUUGUAACUAUGAGUACUGUUGAAGAAGCCGAGAAGGCUGUGGACAUGUUACACCGUUAUGAUUUAAAUGGAAGGCUUUUAACGGUAAACAAGGCUGCUCCUAGAGGGUCACGAUCAGAACGACCCCGAGUGAAUGAACCUUCUUUCAGAAUAUAUGUUGGUAACCUGUCAUGGCAAGUGGAUGAUGCUCGUCUGGAGCAGGUUUUCAGUGAACAUGGGAAGGUAAUUAAUGCCAGGGUUAUUUGCGACCAGGAAACAGGCCGUUCACGAGGGUUUGGUUUUGUUACAAUGUCCAGUGAGACAGAAUUGAAUGAUGCCAUUGCUGCUCUUGAUGGACAGAAUUUGGACGGCAGAGCUAUAAGGGUAAAUGUUGCUGAAGAACGACGAAGGCGUGGAUCAUUUUCUUUUUAAGAAGAUUGUUAUUAAAGACUUCACAUUAACUCUUCCAGUUUGGUUUGUUCUCUUCCCCCAUCCCCCUCCCCGUUCCCCUUCCCCUUUUUUCAAAUAUAGUAGUGAUAGGAAAGUUCUAUAUUAGGAGUUUGGAGUUUCUCUGUUCUGAGUGAAGUUAAAUUGAUAAAUCUUGUGUUUGUAGUAAGGCAUAUUUUUAUCACAAAA